AUGGAUGGGUACGCCGCCCAGAUUGCCGCGCCGAUGACCAUGGCCCAGCGCAAGCAAUUGCUCAAGCAUCUUCAAGAUGCCAGCUCUAUUGACAGCCUGCGCCGGCCGGAAAUCUUGAUGGACUUCUUCACCGACAGUCUCGACAUGCGGGACUUGGGCCUCGCAGUGCCGGCACUUACGGGUCUGUUCCACCUAAUGACGAAAAAGAACCUCGACUACCCUGCAUUCUACCCUCGUUUGUACGCCCUGCUUGAUAAGGAUCUCCUACACAGCAAGUACCGCAGCCGCGUGCUCCGGCAUUUAGACGUCUUCCUGUCCCCAACGAACCACUUGCCCGCCGCGACGAUUGCGAGCUUCAUCAAGCGUCUCUCGCGACUGUGUCUGUUCGCGCCUCCCUCGGCCAUCGUGGCCAUCAUACCAUUUAUUUACAACCUUCUCAAACAACACCCAACCACUACCUUCAUGAUUCACCGACACCCACAUCCUCCCUACACAAAGUUCAAGCAUAACCUGGGCAACGAUCCCUACGACCCGAACGAGCCCAAUCCACAACAUACUGGCGCGAUCGACUCCUCGCUCUGGGAACUCGAGACCUGCCAGUCUCACUACCAUCCCACGGUCGCGAGCAUUGCUCGAAUCAUCUCUGAGCAAUUCACGAAGCAGCAGUACAACCUUGAAGACUUCCUCGACCACGGCUACGCCACCCUGCUGGAGAGCGAGUUCAAAAAAAAAGAGAAGAAGCCUCCGGUGGUGGAAUACAAGAUUCCGAAGAAGAUCUUCUCUUCCACGGAGGAUAGUGAAGACGAAGCUGUUACCGGGCAGCAGCAGAUGGACCAAAUGCUGGACCUGUGGGACUUUGAGUGA
Messenger RNA from Cladophialophora yegresii CBS 114405, 864 nucleotides. RefSeq lists its product as uncharacterized. NCBI's taxonomy places the organism in Eukaryota, Fungi, Ascomycota, Eurotiomycetes, Chaetothyriales, Herpotrichiellaceae. The record is from RefSeq and is a predicted model, not a curated record. The transcript has a single exon. Gene Ontology annotation, cellular component: Noc4p-Nop14p complex; nucleolus; small-subunit processome. The coding region runs from base 1 to 864 and encodes 287 amino acids. Gene Ontology annotation, biological process: ribosome biogenesis.